This is a messenger RNA of Glycine soja, 1746 nucleotides long. Its product is annotated as nudix hydrolase 2-like. Lineage: Eukaryota; Viridiplantae; Streptophyta; Magnoliopsida; Fabales; Fabaceae. The transcript is spliced from 8 exons. The coding region runs from base 335 to 1162 and encodes 275 amino acids. Gene Ontology annotation, molecular function: ADP-ribose diphosphatase activity; NAD binding; NADH pyrophosphatase activity. The record is from RefSeq and is a predicted model, not a curated record.
CACUUCCUUUGAAUUUCAAGAAAAGAAACCUUUGAAAUGUUCAUGGGAAAAUGCGACGAUGAUUUCUCUGUCUCCGAAUUAGAAAUGUUGAAUGGAAAAGUAAAGGAUCAAGAAAAGAAAACCACCAACAUUUCAAGCUCUCACGCAACAACGCCGAUGAAAUAAAAUUUCCUCAUCACUUCCUUUGAAUUUCAGUUUACAUACCUUUCUUCCUUCCUUCCAUUCUCCAAAAUUAUAUAUAUAUCGUUUGUUCCUAUCAUCUCAUCCCCUCAUUGUCUGCAAAUAUAUAUUUUAAGUUUUAGGUCACAAUUAAUAAUUAGUAUAUUACAACCAAAUGGAAGGUGAAAGGAUUGAAUUGCUCAGUGGAGUUGAGGAUCAUCAUGGAGGAGUCGUUGUAGACGUCCAAGACCCUAUGGAUUCUACGCUCUUCUCUUCUAUAUUGCAAGCUUCAAUCUACAAGUGGAGCCAACAGGGCAAGAAGGGGGUCUGGAUCAAGUUGCCCAUACAACAUUCAAAUCUUGUUGAUCCUGCAGUCAAGGCUGGAUUUAGGUACCACCAUGCUGAGCCAGAUUACUUGAUGCUUGUACGUUGGAUUCCAGAUACUCCUGAUACCCUUCCUGCAAAUGCUUCACAUCGAGUCGGUGUUGGUGCUUUUGUCAUCAACAACAACAAAGAGGUGCUUGUGGUUCAGGAGACAGGUGGCAAAUUCAGAGGUACAGGUGUAUGGAAGAUGCCAACAGGAGCUGUUAAUGAAGGUGAGGAUCUCUGUGAAGCUGCAAUUAGAGAAGUCAAAGAAGAGACAGGGAUAGAGACAAAGUUUGUUGAAGUUUUAGCAUUCAGGCAAAGCCAUAAGUCGUUCUUCGAGAAAUCAGAUUUGUUCUUUGUUUGCAUGUUGCAACCUCAAUCGUUUGACAUUCAGAAUCAGGCUUCAGAAAUUGAGGCAGCGAAGUGGAUGCCAGUUGAAGAUUAUGCUGCCCAGCCUUUUGUGCAAGAUAAUGAGCUCUUUGACUUUAUUAGAAAAAUAUGCUUUUCAAAGCUGGAUGGGAACUACAACGGUUUUUCUAACGUGCUUACUUGUACAUCUUCUGGCAAAAAAACCUAUCUGUAUUUUAACAACCGGGAUGCCAGCCUUUCGUUAGCUUCCAAAGAGGAUCAAGCUUGACAUGUAUAUGCUUGCAAGUUGCCAAGUUGCCGUUACAUAUACUUGUAAACUUUGUGGAACAACAUUUGUGGACAGCAAACUCUAGUAGACACCUAGAUCCUAGAUAGAUAAAAAGAGAGAAGACAGAUAAGUAUAUAUAAUAAUACUAUGUGAUAAAAAGAGAAAAAGAGAGUGAAAUAAUAGUUGUUAAUAAAAAUUUUGGUAUAUAGAGGUGUUUAUAUACCAUUACUUAAACUUUAUUUGUUAAUAGUACUUACUUCAAGGUGUAUACGUAACUUUAUUGGGGAUGAUGUCAUACGAACACUAAGAAAGUUGUUUUUGAAAUUGGGACCUCUAUCUAAUAUUGGAUCAGAAAUUUUUGAGGUGGAAAAUAAGUGUAGGCUAGUAGAAUAAGAUUCUAAAAAGAACAGGAACUUUUGUUAGUACGAGGAUGUUUUUCUUGUGUUUUGUACGGUUUCAUCUGAAAGUCUCAGGUUCAGAAGAGAUGGACUAGGAUUCUCAGCAUUUAAAAUGUAACUGUAGGUCAUGCAGUAACAUCCGUGCAGUGGUGCAGUUCAAUCUUUCACAAUCUAUUCUUUUUCAAU